Molecule: messenger RNA, 8845 nt
Organism: Anguilla anguilla (European eel)
Lineage: Eukaryota; Metazoa; Chordata; Actinopteri; Anguilliformes; Anguillidae
Product: synaptic vesicle glycoprotein 2A-like
Exons: 13
Coding region: 403-2604 (733 amino acids)
Biological process (GO): chemical synaptic transmission; transmembrane transport
Cellular component (GO): membrane
Molecular function (GO): transmembrane transporter activity
Source: RefSeq, a predicted model, not a curated record
UGCUCCAAGGGGAAGGCAAUGCAGUGUGGUACCACGACUGUCAUCGUGCAUCUUUCCUCACUCGGCUUGUGUUCAGCCCGAGCCGCGCGCAGGCAGAAGCAGCAUCCCUCAUUAAUUGGACCUCCACGGCACGCGCAUCCUGCAGGAAAAAUCCUCGACGCCGGAUUUUUUUUGAAACGACAGCCAAAGCGACCUUUGAAAAACAGACUUGGCUGAUCGACACUGUCCGAAGAACCGCAGCCAGACGCCAGGCGAAACUGCACUGCCUGAGGAACUGAGCCAGUUUUUGGGGUCCCCUCCCCCCCCUGAACCCAAGCCGCCACAGCCCCUUAAGGUGUAGCCCCUCCCCCCCCUUCCAACUCGAAGCAAAGCUCCUCCCCCGGCCCCGCCCCCUCUUCCAAAAUGGAGGACGGCUACCGAGACCGGACGGCGUUCAUAAAGGGCGCCAAAGACAUCGCCAAGGAGGUGAAGCGGCAGGCCGCCAAGAAGGUGGGGAAGGGCGUGGACAAGGUGACGGACGAGUACAGCAAGCGCUCCUACACCCGCUUCGAGGAGGACGACGACGACGACUACCCGGCGCCGCCGGGCCAGGACGGCGGCUACUACCGCGGCGACGAGGCGGCGCACAGCGACUCCACCGAGGGCCACGACGAGGACGACGAGAUCUACGAGGGCGAGUACCAGGGCAUCCCGCGCGCCGACUCGGGCAAGGCCGACGGGGAGCCGGGGCUGGAGGCGGGGCUGGGGGCGGGGCCGGGCGGGGCCCAGUUCCGGGACUUCGGCGACUCGGCGGGCGAGCGGAGGAAGGACCAGGAGGAGCUGGCGCAGCAGUACGAGACCAUCCUGCAGGAGUGCGGCCACGGGCGCUUCCAGUGGAGCCUCUACUUCGUGCUGGGCCUGGCGCUCAUGGCCGACGGCGUGGAGAUCUUCGUGGUGGGCUUCGUCCUGCCCAGCGCCGAGAAGGACAUGUGCCUCUCCGAACCCAACAAAGGCAUGCUGGGUCUCAUCGUGUACCUGGGGAUGAUGGUGGGGGCGUUUCUCUGGGGGGGGCUGGCCGACCGGAUCGGCCGACGGCAGUGCCUGCUCAUCUCCCUGUCCAUCAACAGCGUCUUCGCCUUUUUCUCCUCCUUCGUGCAGGGAUACAGCACCUUCCUCUUCUGCCGCCUGCUCUCCGGCGUCGGUAUUGGGGGCUCCAUCCCCAUAGUCUUCUCCUACUACUCUGAGUUCCUGGCCCAGGAGAAACGGGGGGAGCACCUCAGCUGGCUCUGCAUGUUCUGGAUGAUUGGCGGCAUCUACGCCGCGGCCAUGGCCUGGGCCAUUAUCCCCCAUUACGGCUGGAGUUUCCAGAUGGGCUCGGCCUACCAGUUCCACAGCUGGAGGGUGUUUGUGCUGGUGUGCGCUUUCCCCUCUGUGGCGGCCAUUGCGGCUCUGAACACCAUGCCCGAGAGCCCCCGCUUCUACCUGGAGAACGGGAAGCACGAUGAGGGCUGGAUGAUCCUGAAGCAGGUCCACGACACCAAUAUGAGGGCCAAGGGCUGCCCUGAGAGAGUCUUCUCUGUCACCACCAUUAAGACGGUAAAGCAGAUGGACGAGCUGGUGGACAUGGGCGGGGACACGGCAGCCUGGCACCAGCGCUGGAAGAUGAAGCUGGUCAGCCUGUUUAAGCAGGUGAAGAGUAACUUCCUGGCCUGCUUCUCCCCCGAGUACCGGCGCACCACCCUGAUGAUGAUGGCCGUGUGGUUCACCAUGUCCUUCAGUUACUACGGGCUGACGGUGUGGUUCCCGGACAUGAUUAAGUACCUGCAGAAGCAGGAGUAUGCCUCGCGCACCAAGGUCUUCAGCAAGGAGCGAGUGGAGCACGUCACCUUCAACUUCACCCUGGAGAACCAGGUGCACCGCAACGGCCAGUACUUCAAUGACAAGUUCAUUAAUCUGAAGAUGAAGUCCAUGGUGUUUGAGGACUCUGUGUUCGAGGAGUGCUACUUUGAGGACAUCACCACCAGCAACACCUUCUUCAGGAACUGCACCUUCAUCUCGACUCUCUUCUACAACACAGAUCUCUUUAAGUACAGGUUCGUUAACAGCAAGCUGAUAAACAGCACGUUCCUGCACAACAAAGAGGGCUGCAUGCUGGACUUCAGCGACGACAACAACGCCUACAUGAUCUACUUCGUCAGCUUCCUGGGCACCCUGGCCGUGUUGCCCGGCAACAUCGUCUCCGCCCUGCUCAUGGACAAGAUAGGACGCCUGAGGAUGCUGGCGGGCUCCAGCGUGAUGUCGUGCAUCAGCUGUUUCUUCCUGUCGUUCGGCAACAGCGAGUCGGCCAUGAUCGCGCUGCUCUGCCUGUUCGGCGGGAUCAGCAUCGCCUCCUGGAACGCCCUGGACGUGCUGACGGUCGAGCUGUACCCCUCUGACAAACGGACCACGGCGUUCGGGUUCCUGAACGCGCUGUGCAAGCUGGCGGCCGUGCUGGGCAUCAGCAUCUUCCAGUCCUUCGUGGGCAUCACCAAGGCCGUGCCCAUCCUCUUCGCCUCGGGCGCCCUGGCCGCCGGCAGCUUCCUGGCACUCAAGCUGCCGGAGACCCGGGGCCAGGUGCUGCAGUAGCGGGCGGCCACCAGCAGAGGGCAGCAGAGUGGAGCCCCCCCCCCCCGCAGCGGCCACACUGUGACUAGUGCCGACCCCGAGUCCCCUCUCUCUCUCCGCCACGCCCUGCCCCGCCCCGCCCCGCCCGUCCGACCCGGACUCAUAACCCCAGGUGACCGGAGGGGCCGUUACCGUGGAAACCCUCAUCAGUUCUGCUUUUAUUGUGGGCUACAGUUCUCUUCCCUUAUCCCCUCUCUGCCACCCCCUCCCCCUCCACCCCCAAAUGUGUCCUGAAUUAAGCUAAUUGAUGUAAUUGAUGGGGGAACAGAUUGGUGCAAUAUAUUGCAGUCACUUUGGGAAUUCAGUUGCAUUGAAGGAAUAGCGGUACGGUUCAUAAAAUUAGCUUAAUUAACUCUUUCCAAACCCUCUCGCCCUGUCGGACACCGCGGUCCCGACCCCCUACAGCCGUUUUAUUUCCUUCAUAAGCAGCCUGUCUGUUUUCCAUCUGUAAAUGUUUAAUGUUGUUUGGGGGAAGACGAGUUUACAUAAGUUCACGCCAGUCUCCACGGAUACGGGCCAGCUUCCCUUUUUGUAUGUAUAAUAGGGCACAGUAUCUCCCCUAGCCACUUAGCAUAGCCAAAAUCCAAGCUAUCAAUUUCAAACAAACAAACAAGCAAACAAACAAAUGACUGAGAAAAAAAACAAAAAACCUAUAAAGCGCCUAGUGUCAAAUGUCCUUCGGGGUUAUGGGGGAGGGGAGGGGGGGGUUUGGGGGCCUUAAUUUUGAGCCAUAUAAAAUUUCUGCUUCUCUUUUCUCUCUCCACAAACACUCUGUAACUCAAAACCCAGAGAGGGAACUCUGAGGCAAGUUCCUUUCCCUUUCUCUCUCUUUCUCUUUCACUCUCUCCACCAUCAAUGCUGUUCACCCCCACCAUUCCCAAAUUAUGCUCUUACUCCCAAAGAAACCACAUCAGAUCACAUGACCCCUAGUCCAUUCUACUAUCUAACCACCUUUACAACUGCCAUUUUAUAGACUUAGAUUCUAGAACAUUCCAGUUUUACUUGCUUAGAUUUGAAAUUACGGAGCGGACAGCCAUUGGUCAGUUAAAUGUAUUGGUGGACAGCCAAUGGUCAGUUAAAUUUACUGGUGGACAGCCAUUGGUUAGAUCCCCCCAAUUUCUGCCUAUAUUGGCACCACAACCAGAGAACUUUAACAGAAACCCAAAUAUGGAAACUCCCUUAAGGAACUGAGCCAGUUUUUUUUGAAUCAAGAUUUGGGACUGCUGCUUAUUUUCUUUUUAAUUUCAGCUCUCUAAAAAUAAUUUUCAAGACAGAAAUUGCCUUCAUGUUCUGAUUUUGCACCUUUGUGAGAGAUAAGCCAUCUAUCUUAAUGUAGAUUUAACCAGUCAUUUUUCAUGUUGUCACGGAAGGGGAAGCAGCGCCAAACCCUCUGUUGGUGGAGACACAAUUAUGAAUCCCAGCCAGGUCAUGGGUUAAGCGUGUAGCCCACCUCCACAACGGUCUGUUGCAGUCCUCAUAAUGACCGCACAGCUUCUCGGUUCUGUUUAGAUGGGAGUGCAGGUGUUCAGAAUGAAAGCUGACCCUAUACUACUAAAAUGUGUACCCUACCUCCCACAUCUUCUUCUGGCAUUAGAAUUUCUUUCUUUAACGCCUUAAUUAUGCCUCUCCCUUUUACAGUACCGCUAUACGCACUUACUCACACACACUUACUCACACACACUCACGCACACACACUCACUCACGUCUCAGAACAGCUCAUUUCUUGAGUAGGCUAAAGCCAAGGCAGCUGAACUCGUAGGAUCAGGGGGUAGGGUUCUCCUGUCAGAUGACUUGGCAACAUUACAAGCGUGUCGUUAUCUGGGAUCCUGCCCAUCGCUGUAAGUCGCGGUGAGCAUGAGCCAGAGGUGAGCACAAACAGCCCCGACGCCAUUCUGCCAGCUCUCACGGGCGAUCGGGUUCUCUUUCUUCAGCUUUUUUUCUUCUUCUUCUUCUUUUAAAAAAACGUUGUGUCAGUUAUAGCUGUGUCAGGGCCGAUAUACAGUUAAACCUGUGCAGCUGAAGUUCCGGAAAUCCUCAUCUCCGCCCCCCCCCCCCCCCCUUCAACCGACCUUGCCUCAUAUGUCACAGAAUUCUGUUGAACGCACGUCAUUUUCAUUAAUUACAUUUUUGUAGCUAUUUUUAUUUAUUUUUUGGUUGUAGUUAGGUGUAACAUGUGCGUAUUCUAAUGCUAAGGCGCCAAUACUUUUUUGUAACUUACACCCACACAAGCCACACCCCCUAGUAACAGUGCCCCUCCCCCCAGCUGUGUUUUCGAGCUGAGAGGAAAGGCGACCAAUAACAGCGGACGAUCACACUCAACAAAGCACAAGGCAGUUCGGACAAACGCAGCCAAUGUAAUUUCCUUUCUUUUGAAAAUAGUGUACAAAAUUAUAUAUAUAAAUACCGAUUUAAAAGAAACGGAAAACACAAAGUCUGUGUAAAAAUAAAAAAACAUUGCUUUAGCUAUUUAAAAAAAAGGAUUAUGGACAUAAAUACAGAAAAUAAUGAAUAAAAUGUUCCACUUUAGUUUCUGUAACACAGUAGCAAGACUAUUAGUUUUAGAUAGUUUUACAUGUGAUAUAUGUAUAUAUUUUGAUUUAUUUAUUUAUUGACGGUGGGUUAAAAUGUGUUUUAAAACAAGAAUCUAUUUUAUUGAUAUGCAGUGACUGCAUAUGUUUUCGUCCUUAUUGUCUUUCAUGUUUUUGCCAAGAAACUAGUCAGCAAACAUGUUAAUAUGUAAGGAUCUGUGAGCGUGUGUGUAUUUGGGUGUGUGUGUGUGUGUGUGUGUGUUUGUGGGUGUGUGUUUCUGCGCGCAUGCGUGCGUGUUCAUGUGCGACGCAGAGCGAGUAUGUGCAUAUGCGUUUGUUUGAAUGUAUGUCGAAUGUGUACAUUUAUUAAAUGUAUACAGAUUUCAAUUUUUUUGAAAUGGUAAUGCCGAUCUGAGAUCUGGUUGUUGCUUGUUCAGAGGAGGAAACGUAGUAAAAUUAUUUUACUUAUGAUGUUGUGAUCAGAUCUGAAUUCUGAGACAGAGAAACAAAGUGCAGGGUUAUUUGAGAGCUCCCAUUGGCUAUUUCUCACAGGUAAUCACUCUACAGGAGUAUUUUUAUAUAUAUAAAGUAAUCACACGUGUGUGUGUGUGUGUGUGUGUGAGCGUCUGCGUGUGUUUGCGCGUGUGCCUAUAGGAUUGCAGGGUAAUUACAAAAUAAGGGUCUGGAAAAACAGUAUGCAGUGUCAAACCCUGUUGCGUGUGGACGGCAGCUAAGCCUGAGUAAAAAAUAUCAAGCGUUUGGGCCGAAAUACUGAGAUUUUGGAACUUCUGAGAGAAGCCAGAGCACAACUCUGUGCGGAAGUUUUAGCAAACUAUUUUAGGCACAACACAUUAAGAUGACCAAAACAGGCCAGCUCAACUGGUCUAUUGAUUGACUUAACCAAACAGAACCCUCUCACCUGGACCUGCGCUUACUGUCUCUCAGUUGUACUAUUAUGAUUUAACCCUUUGAAGAGUAUGUUUCUUUGGAAUGUUUUUUUUUCCCCAAAAUUCCAAGUCGGUGUUCUAGAACUCCUUUGCUUUCAAUUACCAGUAGUGAGCCUUACAUCGGCAUUACAUUAGAAUGUUCAGUUAACAUUCUAAUGACAUAUUUGUGAUCUCACACCUUAAAGGGUUAAAAGCACACCCAGGUCAAUGCUAUUAGCUACAAAACAAACUAUAUAUAUAUAUAUAUAUAUAUAUAUAUAUAUAUACAGCUCUGUACAUUUUUUUUUUCUGUUGGUUUAAAAAUUUGUGACAGGGAGAGCGAAGCGUGGUUAAGAAGGUUUGUUUUUGUUUGUUUCCUGGUUGAGUAGAGGGCUGGUUGUUGCAGGCGUGGUGGUCCCUGAAGCUUUUUAAGCAGAUUACACAAGGCACCGAGGCAUGGCACUCACUUUCAGUUACCGUGCAAAAAUUUGUGUUCUCUCGUACAUGUUAGUGCCUCACUCCUCGAGUCCUAGGGUUUUGGUGUCCCCAAACAAGAGUGUUGUGGCCCCUCAAAAAAUGUGUAUUGUGUGGCCCAGGGAUGGUUGAGGCCCUAAACGACCUCAUAGAGUCUUUGAAUCAGACGCCGGCCCUGCUCCCUCUACAGCGUUCUGAAUAAGAGGCAAAUAUUUCAGAUUGUAUAGAGGCAGGGGGUUUUUUUUGUUGUUGUAGGGCCUCCAGGCAUUGUGGUUUGAGCAGAGGAAAGUUUUUAUAGGCAGACACCUGGUUGUAUUUUACUACCUAAAUUGGCUCGAAUCUGUCCUGGUCAGGAAUUAACGCGUGCACAGCCGUUAUACUUUCAAACGAGACGCACAAAAAAACAGCGACAGUUCUUCGGUCUUUUAGAUAUAAACCAUACAACUACCUGACAAACACCAUAGGGCCUACCAGUGAAUGAGGAAACAUAUCGGAUUGCAAAAAAUCUGAAGUAUUUCUAAAAUGCAAUAUCACAUUCAUAAAAAGUUUACGGAAGAAAACGAACGAACGACAUUUAAUAGCACAGUACCCCACACAUGGUUAAAUAUGCUUCAACAAUUAACUGAAAUGACAGAUUUACGGUCUUAAUGACACUAACCUUUCAACGUGUUACUUCGGGCCUUACUGCCUUAUACUUAAACAUUCUUUAGAGUGGAAGCAGGGUCAGAGUACCUAGCAGAGAAACGGACGCUAAAGUUCUCAGAAAUCGCAAUUCGACAGAGCGGGCGUCGAACAAGCACAAACGGAGAUCCAUGUUUUCACGUACCAACACACACAAAGGGCUCAGAGUCGGCUAAUGUCCUUCGUUAAUCCCAAAACGUCCGUGCUACCAAGUGCUUGAUUCCUGUACACAAUGGCGAUUAAAUGAACACAACGGUUACGGUAGUGACCAAAGGCUAGCGCUAACUAACUGAUUAUGUGGUUGCCGUCGGCAACACUUGACAACAUUAACUUAGGCCUUUUAUUUCAAUAAGGGGUGUUAAAAUAGGGUUAAGUCACACUGUGACAUAUCCACAUGUUGCUACCAGACAGGUGGACAAAAUGUUACACUAAUCUUAUUCUUGUGUGUCUCCAACACAAUGAUAUCGCCCAGUCUGCCUUAACCAUACUUUAAUAACCCCGACUGGUUUCAGACUAGAGCACAAUUAAUCACGAGCCAGAGUGCUGCCAUGGCGACAGCCAGCCCUCCCAACCAACUUGUCACAGAUGGUGUAGUGACAAUCAGUAUGCGUGUCGUGUGUAAUGUGUGUCGUUGUGAAUUUGCCAAAUAUUUUUCUACUUCUUUGUUUCUGUCCUGGUUCCCUCCUUCCGAAAGACGGCUCAAUGCAGAAAGAAAAAAACAAAACAACAUAUCUACGGAAUUGCAAAUGAGAAUUAAAAUAAUGCAAUAGUUGUAGGCGACAAUGUGACAUCCUUUAAUGGUACUGAGCUGGGGAGUGGAGCUCUUUUUAGUGAACAGACCUGGCGAACGAGCAAUCAUAAACGACGGUCGUUUCUCUUUGCGCAACAUGGCAAAAAGAGACGGUUUUCUUCUAAGGCUUCUGUUUAAAAAAAAAAAAAAAAAAAAAAUAGCACACAAGGCUGUUGAUGUGUCUUAUUGACCAGCUAGCCACAAAGAACAAUAGAGCUGAUUUAACAGGAUCAAGGUGUUUCAUAAAAUUUGAACAGGUCGGUUAUGGCAUGUUUCUAAUAUCCUUAAUGAGGAGAAACCUGCCAAAAUGGCCAGGCUGUGUUCAGACGAAUACCUUCCAAUUCCACAUACUCGCCGUCAGAUGAGAUUAGCCUGUCGGUCAGUGCAGCAUGCUCCUGUUGAGUGCGUCCUGUGUAUCGUCUAAAAUGCCCGCCUGUCAAGACCGGAUCGGGCGUAUAUGUAUGUGUAUUGCUGUCGUGCGGUGUGAUAUCGAUCUCUUCGUGAUGAUUGUGUAAUGAAUCUCUGUGGAGCGUUUUGGCGGUUCUGUCUCUCUUGAAUUUAAGCAGCUGUAGUCUUAUCGUCCGUGUAGCUGUGAAGGUUGCUACUCGCCGUUUCUCCGUCAUUUUUUUUGCUUUGAUUUGUUUUGUGUUUUUUUUUUUUUUUGUAACAGAGUAACGGUCGAGUAACAGCCACACGCAAAGUAACGUUACAGGCAAUCAAAGCAAUAAGAUGUCACGUGGUCGCUUGCUCAGUGACACUCGCGCUGCAGUAUAGCGAACCACCGCUUUCAAUGUAAAAAAAAA